AUGCCAGGCUAUCUUGGUCCUACGUCCACCUGGGCUUUUUGUCGACGUGCACUGUUCGUGCUGGGCCCUCACUCGCCUGGUGCCUUUGAUAACUCUGCCGGCCUAAAUAACGAUGGCACAGCCUUUCGAUUACGAUGGGUCACGAAACCAUCCGUCGAGCCGAGUGACUUGAACAACUUGCCUGCUGCCGACUAUGCGCGCUACCUCUACGACUCUGUCAAGUUUCGACUGGGAGAGCUUUUCGGCAUCGUGGAUGAGGCGAACUUCAUGUCUCAUUUCGAGCUCUUCCAUCGCCAUCAGUGGCAGGUUGCGUCUACACAGCGGCUGUGGUUCGUCGAGUAUCUCCUCAUCCUGGCGUAUGGGAAGGCUCUGCUGAGCCAUCCCGACCGGUCUGCGGUGCCAGGGAGUGAGUUUGCAGCGCGUGCCAUGGCUCUGCUACCGGAUGCUGCGCAAUUGCAUGAAGAUGGCCCGCUCGCCAUUGAGGUGUUAGCCUUGGUCGCGUUGUACUUUCAGUCCAUCGAUAUGCGUGUGACUGCCUACCAAUAUAUCGGCCAAGCGUUGAGACUAUGCUAUGUCGAAGGCAUUCAUCUGCACAUUCCCGACGACGUCAUAAGCUCCGAAUUCUCUCUGCGAUGUAAAAAGGUCUUUUGGGUCACCUAUGUGCUGGAUAGAGAGCUGUCAUCGUUAAUGGGCGCAAUCAUGCCCGUCGCGGAGGAGAACAUCACGGCCUUCAUCGCACCAGAUCGACAAACUUCGAUCUUGGACAAAGCUUUGAUGCUCCGAGUACGAAUCUCUCGUCUGAUUGCGACCACAUGCACGACCUUGUACAGCGUUGACGAACGCUUCGGGACAUUCUUCGUGAAAAACACGACAUGGAUUCUGCAUCGACUCGCCGAAGUGUCACACGAGAUUGAGAAUGUCAUGAACGGGCUCAAUCAGCCUUCCAAGUGUGAAAUGCCCCAUAUGAUCACGCGAAUCAUGCUCUCCUACCACCACUGCAUCGUCCUCGCCAUCCGUCCCCUCGUCAUGUGGCUCCUCAUAUCCAGUCUCCCUCCCGCCGCCUCCGCCCCGCAACAACUCGCAGCCCCCAUCUCCGCCCUCCUCCACACCGCCGUCAACUCCGCCACCACGAUGAUCACCACCCUCAAAAAUCUCACCGAACAAGGUCUCCUCGAGACCUUUUUGCCCUUCCAACUCGAAUACGCCUUCUCCUCAGGCAUGCUCCUGUCCAUUCUCGGCUCCAUUCUCCCCUCCUACAUCUCCGACGACAACAACUGGAAUCACACAUUACAUUUCAUUCUCGAUGAAAUGACCAAAAAAUCCAACGUGGUGGCUCCGUUGAGAAAAUUCGAAUUGCAGACUUUACAUCGCUUGUUGGAUCCUGUACGUACUCAGGAACCGCUGAUUCUGCCGGGAUUGCAUGAGUCGGGAUAUUUCUCGGGUCAGAAUGUUGCUGUUCCUCCUCCUCCUCCUAAUAAUAAUAAUAAUACUUCUCCUACUGAUCCCGAACAUCAUCACAUCGCCGCUACUGCUGCUGCACCAACAACAACAACAACAACGACAUCAACACUACCCAACAACAACAGUAAUCCCCCACCAACGGAAACAAAUCACAAUAAUAAUCACAAUAAUCCCAAUCUCUACAUCUCAUCAUCAUCCACAACAAGUACCUGGGAUUCCACUUCCCUCUACGACCUAGUGGGAAUCGGACCUUCUGCCCAGCCGGAAUUAAUGUUAGAGUUGGCUGCGCAGCUCGCAGAGGAAGAUUUUGAUCCUUCGCAGUUUUUGUUGGGGCCGGUUGAAUAA
Messenger RNA from Sphaerulina musiva SO2202, 1806 nucleotides. RefSeq lists its product as uncharacterized. The transcript has 4 exons. The record is from RefSeq and is a predicted model, not a curated record. Gene Ontology annotation, biological process: DNA-templated transcription. Bases 1 to 1806 code for a protein of 601 amino acids. Lineage: Eukaryota; Fungi; Ascomycota; Dothideomycetes; Mycosphaerellales; Mycosphaerellaceae. Gene Ontology annotation, molecular function: zinc ion binding; DNA binding.